UCAUUCUAAUGUGUAUCGUGUAUGGAUUUCAUUUGUGGUGUGUGUGUGGUUAAUUUUUUUUUUUUUUUUGUUUAAUGAAUACUGAAUAAUAAUUAACAUUACUCAGAGUAUAAAAUGCUAACAUAUGUUCAAAAUGCUCACGAUAAAAGACACAUUCGAUUCAGAGUUGUGUACCGACGAACCGUUCGUUAAUCUUUCAGCAGUUGUGCCGUAGUGACAAAAAUGAUUUUAUUACGAAAAGCAGUAUUUAUCGUAAACACUUUUCUGCUGUGCGUUUUGUCAAUUUUCAACAUUUAUUUCAUAAAUGGAGAUAUGACUAUUGUCGAUGUAAAAGAAUUUGAAUAUGGAGGUGAUAUAUUUUUUGAGAUUACACAUCCACCAGAACUACAGUACACAUAUCGCAUAAGACCAGCCAAAAGCUUUGGCACACCAUUUGACAAGGAAAAGUUUCCAGCUAAACAAACAAAAUUGGUACUUGUUGACCCUCAACAUGGUUGCGAAAUGCCUAAAAACGCUAAGCAACUUCAAGGGAAUGUUGCAUUUGUGAAAAGAGGUUUUUGUAGCUUUUUAAAAAAAACUGUGAUAUCAGAAAUGUCUGGAGCAAAAGCUAUUGUCAUCACAGACAACAACAUUUACGACGAUACGGCUUAUAUACAUAUGAUUGAUGAUGAAAGUGAUAUGUCUGCCAAUAUUCCAGCUGGUUUCCUUGUUGGAAAGUCUGGUCAUUUAAUACACACCAAAAUGUCAGAACUCAUGAUAACAGAACUGCCUAUUGUGUUUCCAUUAAACAUGACCUAUGUUCCGUUACAUGAAAUCAAGCAACCACCAUGGAUAACUAUUUGAAUCAUAAACGUUCAAUUCAAAUUUAGACUGAAAAUCCCUCCAUAUUAUUGUAUAAUGUUAAUAUUCAACUGACUAGAUGAAAAUCUCAUGAGUCAGAACUUAUUUAUUCAAAACUGAACCUUAACUAUAAGUAUGCUGUGUAUGUAAAUGUAUAACAUUAUUCGAUUAUUUUAUUACAGGGUUAUAUUAAACAGGGAGCUAUUUACAUCAUAAUUAUUAAUUUUUAAAUAUUUUAUUUGAGAGAACCAUUCAUUUUUUGUAUUUAAUAUUUAUUGGUAUAUUUGAAUCAAUGAUAGUUAAUCGUUUGGUCAACUAAAAUUUUAAUAUGAUAAAAUAAAUAAUUUUCACAAUAAUAUGAUAAAUAUAAUUAAUUAAAUACGUCACAUCAUACAAUUAAUAAUUAGAUUUUAAUAUUAAAUAUUAUGUUUUAUUGUGUUUCAAUAAAUGUAUUACAUUAAUAUAA
Aphis gossypii (cotton aphid) is the source of this 1306-nucleotide messenger RNA. RefSeq names its product PRADC1-like protein. The record is from RefSeq and is a predicted model, not a curated record. The transcript is spliced from 5 exons. The coding region runs from base 223 to 843 and encodes 206 amino acids. NCBI's taxonomy places the organism in Eukaryota, Metazoa, Arthropoda, Insecta, Hemiptera, Aphididae.